This is a messenger RNA of Mercenaria mercenaria, 2237 nucleotides long. Its product is annotated as sodium/glucose cotransporter 4-like. Gene Ontology annotation, biological process: transmembrane transport. Gene Ontology annotation, cellular component: plasma membrane. The transcript has 15 exons. Lineage: Eukaryota; Metazoa; Mollusca; Bivalvia; Venerida; Veneridae. The coding region runs from base 217 to 2202 and encodes 661 amino acids. Gene Ontology annotation, molecular function: D-glucose:sodium symporter activity. The record is from RefSeq and is a predicted model, not a curated record.
UAAACUUUAAAGUUUUACGGCUAAUGAUAUCUGUACUGCCGUGGUAUGUACAAUGAGUGAUCACAUAUAAUAAUCUUUAGCAAGGUCUAUCGUUGAUGCAUACCUGUAAGGAUUUAAUUAGAAGAAUGACAGAGGACCGUCUUUGUCUUAUCUAAGGGUAGUCUACUAUGUAUGUCAAGGCCGAAUAGAUAUCAAGCGUGUGCUUUGUGAGAAGAGAUGGCGGAGGUUUUAUUAUGGGAAGACUACUUGACGAUAGCACUGUAUUUUGCAGUUGUACUUUCACUGGGAAUAUGGUCUACGUUCAAUCAGAACAGAGGAAGCACUAAAGGUUAUUUUCUGGCUGGCAAAAAUAUGUUAUGGUUUCCGCUCGGUGCAUCUGUAUACGCGAGUAAUGUAGGAGCACCAAUGUUUGUCGGAUUGUCUGGAACAGCGGCGGCCAGCGGUAUAGCGGUUACCAUAUAUGAAUGGCACGCAGUUUAUAUCAUUAUUUCUUUGGGGUGGAUAUUUGUUCCAGUUUAUAUUGCGUCUGGGGCCUUUACGAGUCCAGAAUAUCUGAAGAUGAGAUUCGGUGGCAAGAGGAUUAGGGUGUGUACCUCAUUGAUCAUGCUCAUCUCCUAUAUUCUCAGGAAUAUCAGUGGUGAGAUAUUUUGUGGGGCAAUCUUCAUGCAGCAGCUACUCGGAUGGAACCUGUAUAUCAGUGUCUCAGCCAUCCUGGUUGUCGUCGCUAUCUACACAAUUAUUGGAGGUCUACGGGCGGUGAUUUUUACUGACACGUUGCAAACUGGUAUACUUGUGGCCGGGGCAGUAACUGUUUGUAUUGUAUCUUUCAAAGAAAUUGGUAACUGGCAAACAAUGGAGGUAAAAUACAUGCACGCUGCCACAAAUUACACCCUUGCCAAUCAGUCACUAUACAGCUGCGGCAUGCCACGUGAGGACGCCUUCCAUAUAUUUCGCGAUCCAGUUAAUGGCGACAUUCCCUGGACGGGCUCUACAUUCGGACUUACAAUUCUAGCGUUGUUCGUCUGGUGUCAAGAUCAGCUAAUGGUUCAGAGAUGUUUGUCAGCUAAGAAUUUAGCUCAUGCCAAAGGAGGAACCUUGUUUGCUUCUGCCUUGAAGUUUCUCAGCUUUCCAAUGUUUGUCCUGCCUGGAAUGAUCAGCAGGAUAUUAUACACAGAUGAAGUUGCAUGUGCUGACCCUGAUGACUGUACAGAAAUCUGCGGCAGUCCUUCCGGUUGUUCCAACAUUGCUUACCCACUUCUUGUUCUCCGCAUACUGCCAGUAGGAAUCCGGGGACUUAUGUUAGCAGCACUGUUGUCUGCAAUAAUGAGUACACUAACAUCUGUAUUCAACAGUGCAAGCUCAUUGGUUACGCUAGAUCUCUGGGCUCAUUUUCGAAAGAACGCCGGUCAAAAAGAACUCAUGGUAGUAGGCAGAGUUACAGUUCUUGUUUUAGUUGGAAUCAGUAUUCUCUGGUUACCUAUACUUCAGCAGCAACAAGGUGGGAUAUUGUGGUUCUAUCUGGCAUCAAUUGUUGCCUAUUUUUUCGUUCCUUGGUGUGUGGCUUUUCUUCUUGGUCUGUUUUGGAAACCUACUACAGAGCCUGCUAUCUUCUACGGAAUGUCAUUUGGACUGCUGGUUGGUAUUAUUCGGAUGGGUUUGGAUUUUUCUGUAGCUCCGCCCUACUGCGGUAGUGGAGAACCAGACGAGAGGCCACUUAUAUCUGCCAAAUUGGAUUUCUUACAUUUUUCAAUCAUCAACGGUAUUAUCUGCGUGGUGGUCAUGGUGAUCAUUAGCUUCUGCACGACACCUAGAAGUGAAAAACAGUUACACCGGUUAACUUGGUGGACUAGGCACGAUGACGAGGAACCUGAACUAACUGAUAACGAAGACGAAGAAGAUAAUGAAAUUGGUGAACUGGAUACAGCUGAAACAGACAUCGCUGCUGCUACUAAACUUCAGCCGAUAGAAAUAGAACAAGAUCCGGCAACUUUUUCUUUCCGUGAAAGAUGUAAAAUAGCAUUUUUAUCGUGGAUAUGUGGGAAUCCAGAAACCGGAAGUACUAAAAUUUCAGCGGAAGAACGUGCAAUAAUACGUCAGAAAAUGACGUCUAUUAAAGAAAGUCGUAAGGCGACUAUAAUUCUAAACGCUGGAGCCGUGAUCCUGAUCACGGCUAUAACUUUUUUAUUUGGAUAUUUUGCUUGACAUCAAUAUUGUAAAAUAAAUCAUUGUUAAUAUUA